Papilio machaon (common yellow swallowtail) is the source of this 1128-nucleotide messenger RNA. RefSeq names its product sugar transporter ERD6-like 9. The transcript has 5 exons. The coding region runs from base 1 to 1128 and encodes 375 amino acids. Gene Ontology annotation, biological process: transmembrane transport. The record is from RefSeq and is a predicted model, not a curated record. Lineage: Eukaryota; Metazoa; Arthropoda; Insecta; Lepidoptera; Papilionidae. Gene Ontology annotation, cellular component: membrane. Gene Ontology annotation, molecular function: transmembrane transporter activity.
AUGGAUUUUAACGAACGUUUGCACAAUGUAGAUGGACAAGAAAAGAAAUGGUUACCAUCGAAAUUAUUUUUGAAACAGUUAUUCAUCAGUGUUGGUGUGUGGAACAUGUUGUUCUUGGGGGGCAUGUGUAUGGGUACACCGACCGUGCUCAUCCCGCAGCUGCGGCGAGACGCAAACUCAACUGACGCUGUCGACGAUGAGACAGCGUCUUGGUUAUAUUCAGUCUUCGGUACAUGCACUCUGCCUUGGGUGGUAAUAACACUUUUGUUCACACAAUACUUCGGACGUAGAUGGCCAGUCAUUAUCAGUGUCUUCACUAUAUUUCUCGUCUUUCUAUUCAUGUCAUUAAGUUCAAACGCCAAACAGAUACUAGUAGCAGAGAUAAUGGAAGGCUGUUUUCUUUCUUGUUGCUUAACUGUCUGCGUUAUUAUUUUAUCAGAGUAUACAAUACCAAAGUAUCGGGGAAUUUUUCUAUGUUUUAAAUCCAGUAGCUUCUUCUGGGGCAUUUGGAUUGCUAACAUCAUCGGGACAUUCUUCCAUUGGAGAAAUAUACCAAUCUUGGGAAUGAUUGUCUGCUUUUACUCGUUAACUGCGUUCUUCUGGCCUGAAUCACCACACUGGUUGGCAAGUAAGGGACGUUUUGAAGAGUGCAAAGCAUCCUAUCGCUGGCUGCACGGCUGUGGCGUGGAAUCUGAACGUGAUUUAGCAAUAUUGAUAAAAAGACAGACAGACUAUUUGAAUAUUCGCGCUGAGAAACGAAAAUCCUUUUACUACUCGCAGUAUACGUCGAAAGAGUUUUACAAACCUCUUUUCUUAAUAAUACUGGCUGUAACUCAGUACCAUUUCUCUGGGAAUUGCGGUCCUAUGAUCAUGACUACAUCUGUAUACGGAGAGGUGAUUCCCUUAAAACAUAAGACUUCUAUGUUCCUUGUAGCGAUAUUAUUGUUCGAAACUUAUAAUGCUAUAUUAUUAAAGAAUGCGCCUAAGCUCUUCAAGAAUUUAGGAUUUCACGAAACUAAAGAUAAAACGUUGCAGCAAAUUGAACAGGACUUUGAAGAAAAAUCUAGAGCACCAACGCCAUCUAUCGAUGAAACUGAAUUGUUUAUUGCAAAGCAAACUAAUAAAUAA